Molecule: messenger RNA, 729 nt
Organism: Oppiella nova
Lineage: Eukaryota; Metazoa; Arthropoda; Arachnida; Sarcoptiformes; Oppiidae
Source: the annotation of a GenBank genome assembly
AUGAUAAUUGUGACUGAAUGCGCACAAUGGCAAGAGAUCCGCAAAACAAUAGCCCACAAAAGCAUAGGCCUGGUGCACACUAUGGGCAACCUGCACCCGGGUCACAUCAGUCUGUGUCAAAGGUCACAAAAGGACAACGAUGUGACAGUAGUGGCCAUUUUUGUAAACCAGACCCAAUUCAAUAACCCGGAUGAUUACCGAUACUACCCGCGUACCCUUGAACAAGACAAACAGCUCCUACACCAACAAAACGUACAGGAGACUGGCGAAAUAGGUGCGCACCUGGAGGGCGAGUACAGGCCCGGCCACUUCACCGGUAUGCUGACCAUUGUGCUGAAGCACCUGAAUGUCAUACGACCCACACAUUCCUAUUACGGGGAAAAGGAUUACCAGCAGCUGAUGUUGAUUGAGAAAAUGGCCAAGGCACUAUUUUUGAGUGUCACAAUAGUAGACUGUCCCACCAUAAGGGAUGACAAUGGGUUAGCCCUGAGCUCCAGGAAUAACUGCCUAUCGGAGGAAAGUCGUGUUAAGGCAGCAAAACUACCGGUUAUUUUAAGGGAUAGCCUGACAGUAGACGACGCUUUUGAGAGGUUAACUGAUUUGGGGUUUAAAGUGGAUUACGUGUGCGACCGAUGGGACAGGCGGUUGGCAGCCGUUUGCUUGGAUAAUGUCCGGCUAAUUGAUAAUAUAGCUCACGAUAAGCUGGGUAAACGUGAGACUAGCGUGUAG